AUGUCGGAUCAGAUUGACGAACUUGAAAAUGAUAUCAAACCUGAAAUCAACAUAACACCCAAGAGGACGAAAGAUACGGGAAAUGUUGGUCCAACGAGGAAAACACCUAAAUCCAAGACCACACCUAAGAAAGAGACUCAAGAGAUGGAAGGAGUUUGGGGAGGGGGUAGUACGAAAGGGAGAUUUGCAAUGAUGAUUAUUGAAACUGGCAUAAAGACUAUCAAUAAGGAUGCUGCUGCUGCCGAGCUCGGUUUGAAUGGUAAACAGCUACGUGAAUGGGUGAGAAGGGAUGGAAAAGGAGCGGUUUACAAAUCUCUAAAAGAUUUCUGCGACAGUCUCUAA
Molecule: messenger RNA, 342 nt
Organism: Tremella mesenterica DSM 1558
Lineage: Eukaryota; Fungi; Basidiomycota; Tremellomycetes; Tremellales; Tremellaceae
Exons: 2
Coding region: 1-342 (113 amino acids)
Source: RefSeq, a predicted model, not a curated record